GUGGCUGAUUGGUGUAUUUACAAAAAAAAUUAUUAUAACCUUGUAAAAUGACAACUUUAUGUACUCUAUAUUGCUUUAUGACACUACAUUUCUAUAUAACUCUAUGUAGAUAUAUUUGGACCACUACUUGAGGGAUUACCAUCGUGCCCUUGCUGUGAACUAGGCAUCUAACCUUAGGUUCUACAUAGGGACUGUCCCUGUAGUAAUAGGUGUAAUGCCAUGCACUUUGGAUAAAAGCAUUGGCUGAAUGACAACUUAGUAUACUUGCAUAACACACAAUUAUUAGGACAUGGUAUUUAACAUAUAUUUAAUUACAUGUCAAAUGGAAACUGAAAAUAAUCAAGGCAUUACAACAGUAACAUAAGUGUUAAAUGCACGCAAAACUGAAUGUAAAAAAAAAAAAAAAAUGUCAGUUCAUAUGGUCAAAGACACUUUAAUUAUAGUCCAAAUGUAGACUUACAUAUGCACUCUAGGGUUAACAAUUUUAAAUAGACUACAUAUUUUGCCCGCUUUUAGUUUGCAGACUGUCAUACAAUUUAGCUAUGAUUAUUUCAAAUAAGGUCACAUUUUAAGCAGCUCUGAUGCUCUUCUUUUAAUCCACACACUUCUAUGUCAUACAACUGAAUAAGACCGUAUUAACGGUGAAUGUGUCUCUGCUGCAGCUGCUUCGACGGUUGGCUGGAGAUCCCUGGCGGUGGAGAUCUCUUGUUUCUACCGUCCCGGGAAACCCUGAGAAGCAGCCGCAGCGUUUAAUGAGCUCCAUUCAUCUGGACCAGCAUGACCGAGGCGAUUUUUUUCUCGUGUUGUAGAUUGACGUAACAACAUGACAAUGAAAGGAUGCAUUUUCGGACGCUUUAUGAAAGUCUCGAUGCUUGUAUAGUCACCAGGGGGCAUGCACACGUCAGUGCAGCGCGGGGAAACAUUGUAACAUUCCAACCUUUUGUAACAUUGUAACAUCGGAUCGGGGAAACGCGUUUGAAUGGAACUCGAUGUCCAGCGGCACUAGCAGCAGCUCGUCUCGCAGUCGUCUGUUUUGCGGGAGGGUUCCUGCUGCUCCCCCCAUCCAUCUCUCCGGCUGUUGUUGUGAAUUGAUCUAACAUGGCGACUGUACCCGUGUAUUGCAUCUGCAGAUUACCGUACGACGUAACCCAGUUUAUGAUCGAAUGCGACGCCUGCAAAGACUGGUUUCACGGCAGCUGUGUGGGAGUGGAUGAAGAUGAAGCACCAGACAUUGACAUCUAUCACUGUCCAAACUGUGAAAAGACUCAUGGCAAAUCCACCUUGAAAAAGAAAAAGAGCUGGAAUAAGCAUGACACGGGGCAAAGUGGAGAUGUCAAACCGGUUCAGAACGGCAGUCAGGUGUUCAUCAAAGAGCUACGCAGCAGGACAUUCCCGAGUUCAGAAGAUGUUGUGGUCAAGCUCUCCGGGAGUCAGCUAACAUUGGAUUACCUGGAGGAGAAUGGAUUCAACGAGCCCAUUCUGAUUCAGAAGAAAGAUGGUCUUGGGAUGGCCAUGCCUGCGCCCACAUUCUACAUCAGUGAUGUGGAAAACUAUGUUGGGCCUGAUGUUGUUGUGGAUGUUGUGGAUGUAACCAAACAGACCGACAGCCAGAUGAAGUUAAAAGAAUUUGUCGAUUAUUACUACAGCACAAACAGAAAGAAAGUAUUAAAUGUGAUCAACCUGGAGUUUUCAGACACAAGAAUGGCCAGCAUUGUUGAGAGCCCGCAGAUAGUUCGGAAGUUAUCCUGGGUGGAGAACUACUGGCCUGACGAUGCAUUGUUGGGAAAGCCCAAAGUGUCCAAAUACUGUCUUAUCUGUGUGAAAGACAGCUACACAGACUUCCAUAUCGAGUGUGGCGGUGCCUCUGUAUGGUAUCACGUACUAAAGGGAGAGAAAAUCUUUUUCCUGAUCAAGCCCACCUCUGCCAACCUGUCUCUGUAUGAGCGCUGGAAGUCCUCCUCCAACCACAGCGAGAUGUUUUUCGCUGAUCAAGUGGACAAGUGUUACAAGUGCACGCUGAAACAAGGGCAAACUCUCUUCAUUCCAUCAGGAUGGAUUAAUGCAAUACUGACUCCUGUAGACUGCUUAGCCUUCUCUGGGCAUUUUGUCCACAGUCUGAGCGUAGAGAUGCAAAUGAGAGCAUAUGAGGUGGAAAAAAGACUGAAGGUUGCCAGCCUCACUCCAUUUCCAAACUUUGAAACAGCAUGUUGGUAUGUGGGGAAAUACUACCUGGAGCGGUUUAAAGGUUUACAUAAGGCAAGCAAACAGCCACCUCCCUACUUGGUACAUGGUGCCAAAAUUGUCAAUGGAGCAUUCCGAUCAUGGACGAAAAAACAGGCUCUUUUAGAACAUGAGGAUGAGCUCCCAGAAAACAUGAAGCCAGCGCAGCUCAUUAAAGACCUUGCCAAAGAGAUUCGGAUUUCAGAGAAUGCAACAAAAGCCAUAAAGAGUGAGCCCAGCAACUCCAAGCCCCCAACAGAGGAACCCCCAUCAGCUCUAUCAGAUUCCGAAGAGCCCGUGUCCCCCGCCAACAUCUCCAGUCCCCCGAGAGAUAAGCCAGCCAGGAAGAAAGCCACAAAGCCACCAAAACCACCCAAACCACCCAAAAUGCCCAAGGCACCCAAGUCACCGAAAGUACCCAAGAUAAAAGAGGGUGGCAAGAAGAAAGGAAAGAAAGCAAAAGAAGGCAUUUUACCUGAGAAAAAGCCCUCAAGUCUGGCAGCUCUUGAAUCCCAUGCGAAGGACAUCCUAAGCAAGAUGGACCAGCCCAAAAAAGUGGCAAAGACUGGGUUUAGUAUUUUGGAAAAAGAACCAAGUAAACCAAACGACGUGGAGAAGUUUGAGUUGAUUCGAGAACACAAUAAGAACAAGACAGAGGCAAAAUGGAAAUAUAAGAACAGCAAACCUGAUUCGUUAUUGAAAAUGGAAGAAGAGCACAAAUUUGACAAAACUCCACUCGGCCAUAAAGACAAUAAAUUUGCGUUUUCAAUGUCGAAUAAGAAGUUGCUGGGAUCAAAGACACUCAAGCCCCAGACCAACUCCAGUGUUUUUGGUUCAAUACAAAACAUUAAGGAAGAAAAGCCCAAGCCUGUGAGAGACGAGUACGAGUAUGUCUCAGAUGAAGAGGAACUUAAAAUUGACGAAUUUCCAAUCCGGAGGAAAAAGGAUGCAGUCAAAAGAGAGUUUUCCUUUUUAUCAAACAUCAAAGAGCCCAUUCAGCCAUCAAAAAAGCCAAAGCUACAGCCAUCAGUCAUAAAGAGUCCAGAUUCGUCCGAUGAGGAAUCACUCCACAUAGACACAGAAGCCAAGACAGAGGUCAAAGGUCGUAAUUCCAAGGUCUCUAAGAAGAAAGGGGGCAGUUCAGCUGGCAUUCUCGACCUUCUACAGGCCAGCAAACAAGUGGGCGGCAUCGACUACAGUAACAACAGUCAGCCACCUGCAUCCCCCAGUACACAGGAGGCCAUCCAGGGCAUGUUGUCCAUGGCUAACCUGCAGUCGUCAGACUCGUGUCUGCAACCAACUUGGAGCAACAGCCAGGCUAAGAACAACACCCACAGCAGCGCAACCAGCAAGAAGCCAAGUGGUGUGGCCGGAGGAGGUGGCAACAGCAAGCGACUGGCCAAACGUUUACCUAAGAAGACGCAAAAGAGCAGCAGUGUGGACAGUUCCGACAUGUAUUAUGAUGACCAGGACCACCUGGAAGCUUGCUUUAAGGAUUCCGAUUAUGUUUAUCCAUCUCUGGAAUCUGAAGAGGACAACCCCAUUUUCAAAUCCAGAUCGAAAAAAAGGAAAAACACGGAUGACACACCAUACAGUCCAACAGCACGAGUCGGGCCCACUGUACCACGACAGGAAAGACCAGCUCGAGAGGGGGCACGAGUGGCAUCCAUAGAGACGGGACUGGCAGCUGCAGCAGCUAAAUUAUCUCAUCAGGAGGAGCAGAAGAUCAAGAAGAAGAAAAAGAGUACCAAAAAGAAGCCAAUGGCUGUAGAGGAGCCUCACAAACUCUCUCAGGACAGCAGCUCUCCAGAACCAACCCCGGACUCAGAGAGCAACCUGGCUGACCACGAGUACAGCACUGGAACGGCCAAGACCGCUGGCAGCUCGCAACCCAUGGCCCCCGGAGUCUUCCUCAACCAGAGGCGGCCUUCCUCAUCAUCAUCAUCUCAGAACGCCUCAUCUAUCCCGCCAGCUAAAGUCGAUCGUGGGAACUCGACAGACGCCAAAGCCAAGCGGCUAAAGAAAGGAAUGGCAACGGCUAAACAGAGACUUGGAAAAAUCUUAAAGAUUCAUCGUAAUGGUAAGCUCCUGCUGUAACAUGGACAAUGGGGGACUGGAGACUUUCUCCUGAUGUGUAUGGACCCCGUGGACUAGCCUGAUCUGAUCCCAUCCUCCCCCGAUGAGCUGGGAUAAGAGCAGUAAGAACUGAAACGGGAAAGGAAUCCCACACGUUUUCAAUUUCUAAGAAGAACAUAGCUCAGAUAGGUUUUUGCCUUUUCUUUUACUUUAUAACUUUCAGAUAUAAAAACAAAUGUACAGAAUACCUGCAAUUAAUAUUUUGUAAGAAGAAUUUAACUUGUUUUACUAUGGUUAUCAGUUUAUCAGGGGUUGCUAAUAUAUUAUAAGAUACAGUACAUAGCAGUCAUUCCAAGAUAAAGAAAGUAUCCCGUGCAUGUAUCCGGUUGCAUACAUUGUUUUUGAGAGGGGGAAUGAGUUGGUUUAGAGUUGCAAACAGGAAGUUCAUUACUGCUUUGUAGAUGUGGCUUAUCAUUGUCUUUUUUUUGAAUUUCACAAUAACUGCCUGGGUGAUUUUAAUAUCCCCUCAUUUAAAACGUACUUUCCUUAAGCAAAAAACAUCUUUUAUACGCAUACAUAGGACAAAUGUGUACUUUACUGUUUGCUGAGCACUAUCACAGAUAAUAUUUAUUGACCUAAUAUAAUUAGUUAAUAUAAUAAAAAGGCAGAAGCACAAAAAUGAAGUGAUAUUGUACUUAAUGUAAUAUAUCAAACUGCUACUAUAAAAAGACAACUGUAGCACUUCAUUGGAUGGCUGUUUUUAUUUUGUAUCUUUCUUUUAUUUAAUAACAAGGUUUUUACACAUAUAGGAAAAAUGUACGUUUUUGUGGGGACAUAAAAACUCUUAUUGCAUAUUUUGACAAAUAAUGACAUACAAAUUGCUAACAAAACACAUUUCCACUAUCUAAUAUUUACCCCCGGUUGUUUUAGCAAUUCAGUUUAUCACAUGAAUUACAAUGCCAUACUUAAUCUAUUAAUCUUAAUCUUUUAUUUAUAAUUUUUGUUUGCUUUUGCUUUUAAACAUUGACUCUAAAAAUCAAUCAUUUUAUGUCAUCCUGUUUUCACAUUACUUUAUUAUUUGACAAUGUAGCUCUUAUUAUGGUUCUAUUCUAAGUUUUAAAACACUCGCCAAAAAUGCAACACUACGCAAGUGGGAUUUAUAGCACUGAUGAUAAGCCUCAUCCAUGACAUUACACUACAUGGGGAUACUUUCUCUCUUCUGUUUGUUUUACAGGCAGCACCAGUUACCCUAGAAUGAAAUAUGCAUUUAUAUUGCUUCACAGUACAGUAUGUAGAAUGUAGCCUGUACAUAGCUUUUUAAAAGACUACUUUUUGUAUCCUUUUUUCCUUAAUACUUCAUUAUACAUUUGUACUAGUUUUUGCUAAUGACAAACGAAAAAUAUAUAUAAAGAUAUAGAAAUAGUCAUUACCUUUUUACUUUUUUGUUCGACGCACUAUAGCUGAUCGUUUUGUUUCAUUUUGUUCUGUUACAUUAGACAAAAGGUGUUGCCUGGAGAACAAAAUAAACAGUGUGACAUUAAUUAUCAUAUGGCCUUACAUGCAUAAAACCAUGCGUAUUAUGAUUGAGUUAUGACGGGGAGAGAAGGAUAAAAGAAUGAAAUAAAAAUCAAGAUAUCAACAAAGUUUCUACAACCAGCCUGACAUUUAAGCUAAAGUACCCCUGAUGGAUUUCAAAGUUAUUUUUACUAGCACCUUGUGAAGUGUUUUCUGUGUCAGUGAUGUAAUUUAUUAAUGUUUGUAGCCUUUUAUACUUGUAUAAUUCUCAAGAGGUUUUGUUUGAAAUCUUUUAUCAGUCUGUGAUCCCCUUAGGACACUUCUAUCAUUAACAUGCCUCAUUGAGUUUCGGGCAAUAGUUCUGUUUUUGUCUUAGGAAAAAACAUUUGUCUUUCUUGUUUUCAUCAAAUCAAGUGCAACAAUUUGAAAUGUUACAUUAUUAUUGUUAUUAUAAUUACUGUUAAGCAGCUAUUUUAAAGAUCCAUACCAUCAUGCCAUGCAUUUUAUUUUGGUAAAAGAGUAUGUACAUUCUUAACAAGGUUUACUGUGCUCAUAAAUUGCAGUGUUUUAGUUUCCAAUGUAAAUCUUGUAUCCACGUCUCCGAAUCGACACAGUCAGAUAAAUCUUUGUCAAUGGAACUAUUUCAGGUUUUUAUUUGUACAAAAUGUGUGUUGCUUUGUCGUGCUUUAUUUUUAUAUGUUCAAACAAUAAAUGCAUCCACUGUUUCAUGGCAGUGAAUGAUAAUUUUGUA
This is a messenger RNA of Myxocyprinus asiaticus (Chinese sucker), 6562 nucleotides long. Its product is annotated as lysine-specific demethylase phf2-like. The record is from RefSeq and is a predicted model, not a curated record. The transcript has 22 exons. Gene Ontology annotation, molecular function: transcription coregulator activity; histone demethylase activity. Gene Ontology annotation, biological process: protein demethylation; regulation of transcription by RNA polymerase II. Bases 1099 to 4317 code for a protein of 1072 amino acids. NCBI's taxonomy places the organism in Eukaryota, Metazoa, Chordata, Actinopteri, Cypriniformes, Catostomidae.